AUGGAAAAUAUAAAAUUUCGUUCUCGACGCUGUGCACGGAAACGACAAUUCCGAUGAAGAACGUGGAUCAAUCCAACCCCAGAAUCUGUUCUCAAAUCAUUGCUAUGUGAUGUGAGGAAAUUUUGGAAGAAUUCCAUUCAAAAAUUGCUAAGUUCAGCCACGUUGAUGUCCCUUCGCACCCCCAAAAGGUCGUUUUACUCUGCAGAGAAAUAAGGCAAGGGUGUAAUCAUCGCAUCACUUCCAUCUUUGUUGGAAUCGGCGCAGAGAGGAAGGAAUCGUUGAUCGAAUGGGCAAUUCCGAAUCAUCUUCCAACGAUCCACGCUUUGUUUCUGCUUCUAGAGCAUUUGCGCACACCGAAUUGGAAGAUUUGAAAUCGCUGCACAAAUCGCUCGCCGCACAGUCGAACAGCAACGGGAAAUACGUAUCGCCUGCUGUUUUCAAGAGAUACAUCGGAAUUAGCGGUCCGUUGGGAGAUAGGGUUUUCGAUUUGGUAACGCAGAAGCGCAAGGAUGAAAGGCUUACCUACGAAGAUCUGGUUAUUGCGAAGGGAACCUACGAGAAAGGAACUAAACAGGAAAUCGAAGAAUUCAUAUACGAAUUGUUAGAUGUGUCGGGCGACGGCAUUGUGAAGAGGUCUGACCUCGAAACUGUGGUAGCUUCCAUGCUUGAUAACCUAUUUCAUCGUCAAAACUCUGAUCCUAAGUCAGGAUCGGAUCGAGAAAUCGUUGAGGUUUUCAUCAAUGCUGCUGCAGAUUCUGGUAAUGAUAGCAGCUUCACUUUUGAUGAUUUCCAGAAAUGGUGCGCCCUUCUUCCAGCAGCCAGGAAAUAUCUUGGUAGCCUGUUGGAGCCCUCUGAUCCAGGUUCUCAAAUGCCUCAGCUGAAACUCCCGGACAACAUCGAUCCGGGCCACAUUUUGUUGCGAAAGGAAUUCGCUUGGCACAUCGGGGGAGCGCUUUCUCCGAGCGAGCUGUCUGAAUGGAAACUUCUAUAUCACAGUGGCAUCCAUGGCCUAAGUUUCAACACUUUCUUGGGCAAUAUUCAAAACGGCGGGUCGACAAUUCUGAUCAUCAAAGACAAAGAAGGUUACAUCUACGGAGGCUACGCCUCUCAGCCAUGGGAACGGCACGCAGAUUUCUAUGGCGACAUGAGGUCCUUCGUCUUCCAACUCUACCCAAAAGCAUCGCUAUUCCGCCCCACCGGAGCAAACCACAAUCUACAGUGGUGUGCUGUAAAUUUCAGUUCGGAUAGCAUUCCCAACGGGAUCGGGUUUGGAGGGCGGGCGCAUCAUUUUGGUGUGUUCCUUUCGGCAAAUUUCGACCGGGGGCAUACAUUCUCGUGCACGACUUUUGGCAGCCCGUGCCUGUCGAGCGAGAACCGGAUAUUGCCCGAGGUGAUUGAAUGUUGGGGCGUGAUGCCGACGGGGGAUGAGGGGGGAAGGGGGGAGGGUGUGAAGGGUACAGUUCUGGAGAGGUUCAAGGAAGAUCGGCAUAUGCUUAAUAUGGUUGGGAUAGCUAAUGCCAGUAAUUGAUCAGUGAGAAUUUGCAGUUGCUGUCCGUCCGAAAGUGCGAACUGGGUAAAUUUCCGGUCGAAUUUAAUACAUUGCAAACUUGGUCCGACGAGGCAAGUAACACUUAGCUAUUAUAUUUUGUGAAAUGUUAAAAGAGUAAAUAUUGUGUUUUGUUUGUUGGCUUGCUCUUUGUUAAUUUUGAACUCUCAUUUAAUUUUUUAAAACUA
Andrographis paniculata is the source of this 1734-nucleotide messenger RNA. RefSeq lists its product as uncharacterized. The record is from RefSeq and is a predicted model, not a curated record. Lineage: Eukaryota; Viridiplantae; Streptophyta; Magnoliopsida; Lamiales; Acanthaceae. The coding region runs from base 287 to 1528 and encodes 413 amino acids. The transcript has 9 exons.